Molecule: messenger RNA, 2084 nt
Organism: Triticum dicoccoides
Lineage: Eukaryota; Viridiplantae; Streptophyta; Magnoliopsida; Poales; Poaceae
Product: protein phosphatase 2C 70-like
Exons: 13
Coding region: 35-1717 (560 amino acids)
Biological process (GO): protein dephosphorylation
Molecular function (GO): cation binding; protein binding; protein serine/threonine phosphatase activity
Source: RefSeq, a predicted model, not a curated record
CCGCGGCCACCGCCACCGGCCUCCCCGCCCGCCCAUGGCCAUUUCCCCCCUCGUCCUCAGCGGGGCCGCCGUCGCCACGCUCGCCGUCCUCGGCCUCGCCGUCUACGCCUGCCGCCGCUGGCGCCGGGGCGCGCCCCCCGCCGCGCUCCCGCCCUCCGCCUCCUCCCAGGGCGAAGAUAUCAACAGGCCUCUAAUAUCAGACAAGUUGGAUGACUACUCGGGCCCAAGCAAUAACCUUGGUAGCAAUAAUGCUGGUGAGUCUACAAUGUGGACAAAUAGGAGUACCACUUCACCAAGGACGCAUACUCAUCCCACUGAAUCUCAUCCUAUUGAAGGAGAAGUUCAUGUGAUUGAUGUUACAAAUGGUACACCGGAAGAGCUCCAUCUGGGAAGUACGCUGAAGCGUACAGCAGAAGCAAGUGUGCGAGCAUCUGAGGCAAAGCACACAAGAAGGGCCUCUGGAGAGAAUAAUAACGGCGGCAUUCCUGUGAAGGAUAUCACAGUUGGAAGCCACCUAGCCUUGGAGGUCAUAGCUGGCCCAUCUCAUGGAAUAAACCGCUACCUGCAGUCAGGUAAUAUGUCCAUGCUCCCAAUGACUCUUGGAAGGAUUCCUCAAAGCGAUUUGGUGUUAAAGGAUUCUGAGGUGUCAGGAAAGCAUGCACGGAUUGACUGGAACCCAAAUACACUCAGAUGGGAACUUGUGGAUAUGGGCAGUUUGAAUGGAACCUUCUUGAAUUCCCGGGCAGUUACCCAUCCUGAUGUUGGUUCUAGGCGUUGGAGUGCGCCUGCCGAACUUGCUGAUGGUGAUAUUAUAACACUUGGGAGUUCAUCAAAAGUGUCUGUUCAAAUUUCACUACAAAAUCAACAAGUGCCAGUAGGAGUUGGUAUGGUAUCUGAUGCAAUGAUAACCCGCCGAACUGGAAAGAAACUUCCCAUGGAGGAUGUCAGCUGCUACCAGUAUCCUCUUGCUGGUGCUCAACAGUUUGGGCUGUUUGCCAUUUUUGAUGGCCAUGGAGGGGAUGGGGCUGCAAAAGCUGCCAGCAGGAUACUUCCAGAGAAUGUUGCGAAAAUUCUUUCUCAGAAGGGAACAAUAGAAAGAGUUCUCACAUGCGGCAAUGCUUCUGAUGUUCUUAAGUGUGCAUUUGACUUGACGGAAGCUGCACUCAAUCAUCAGUAUGAGGGUUGUACAGCAACUGCCCUUCUUAUUUGGUUUGAUCAGAACAAAGAUUGCUUUGCCCAGUGCGCUAAUCUAGGUGACUCGGCAUGUAUUAUGAAUGUCGACGGGAAACCAAUUGCGAUGACAGAGGAUCAUCGAGUAGUCAGUACAACAGAACGAGCGAGGAUAGCGAAAUUAGGGAAUCCCCUGAAAGAUGGCGAAAGCCGUAUAUGUGGACUGAAUCUUUGCAGGAUGCUUGGAGACAAGUUUCUCAAAGAGCAAGAUCCAAGGUUCAGUAAAGAACCAUAUGUGAGCCCAGUAGUUCAGAUCUCGAAAUCGUGCUCAGCUUUUGCGCUUAUCGCUAGCGAUGGCCUAUGGGAUGUCAUUACCGCGAAAAAGGCAGCACAGCUUGUCCUCGAUUAUAAGGAGAGGAACAUGGGCCAAGAAAUCUCAGCGGACGGAGUAGCAGACCAUGUGCUUAGUGAAGCCAGGAAUCUGCGGACGAAGGACAACACAUCGGUGAUAUUCUUAGACUUCGACGCCAUGAGGAUGGGUCGCUGAACUGCCAAUCGAUUCAUUCAGUCUAGAGAGAAACCGCCCCGCUCGGCUGCUUCAGCCCCAUUGUUUUGUUCUUUUUCCCUUAGAUUGUUUUUACUGGUGGUAUGGCUCCUAUCCAGCACUUGAGAGAGUCUGCGCCUUGCUCCAGAGGCCAACAUACAACCAACCAACAGUUUUUCUUGUCUGCAACCAAAUUACCCGGGGAGCUGUUUUGUGCGGCUGUGCCUGUAAAAAAUUGUGAGGCGAUGUGUUAGGGGAAUGAUGUUGAACUUUACAUCCUGGGAUCAUAUAUACAUAUGCUUUGGACGAAGGCUCCCCUGAUACUGAUAAUAGUCAUAUACAGUAGAAUCUUUUGUGUUUGGCAUGUAGA